Messenger RNA from Limulus polyphemus (Atlantic horseshoe crab), 2965 nucleotides. Its product is annotated as BAG domain-containing protein Samui-like. The transcript has 2 exons. The record is from RefSeq and is a predicted model, not a curated record. NCBI's taxonomy places the organism in Eukaryota, Metazoa, Arthropoda, Merostomata, Xiphosura, Limulidae. The coding region runs from base 100 to 2043 and encodes 647 amino acids. Gene Ontology annotation, cellular component: cytoplasm; nucleus; membrane. Gene Ontology annotation, molecular function: protein-folding chaperone binding; adenyl-nucleotide exchange factor activity. Gene Ontology annotation, biological process: protein stabilization.
UACCUUUCUACUGCAGUCCUAACGUAGAACGUGUAGCAUGGUAAUAUAUUUCUAGAAAGAUCGGAACGUUCCAGAUUGGUGGAUGGUAUACUAUAUAAGAUGAGAAGGAGCUUAGUGUUUAAUACUAGAGAAAUACCUGCGCUCGAGGACUCUUUGAUAUUCCAAGAACCUUUUGCCGUUGAUAAAGAUUAUACGUCUGGUAAUACUGCUAUAACUUCUGAGAUAGAAGAAAACGAUUAUUUAAGCAAAAUGUUUUAUAAUACCGACCCUUUAAGAUAUGGAGAAGCGUGGCCGUGUUGGUUUGGUGCUACACCCUCGGUCAAUGAAGGUUACAAUCCAGACUGGUGGCAAGGUGGAGGUGGCACUGUAGCACCACAUUUUGAGCAUUCCCAUGGUUCUGGCAUGGGUGGAGUGAAAAGUAUACCCAUUAAAGUCACUCAUGAAAAACCAUCAUCUACUCAGUCUUCUGGCACUGAGAAGUCAAAACCAAAAGUACAUCAUGUUCCUGUGUCGUUUGAACUGGAUCCUCUGGUGUUAGGUUCAAAACCACAACACAGAAAUUACUUUCAAAAUAUCCGCCAAGAUCCAUCAUUUAACACGGAAGACUGGGGGAAUUCUCGAACAACUUCUGGUCUGAAGCAGGCUCGUAGAGAACACAACUUAACUGAGAAUGAUGCUGGAAUCGGGAAGACAUCCUGGGCUGGUAAACAAACGGACAGAACAGUAGAACCAAAGAAUGUUCGUCACAUUCCAGUUACCAUUGAACCAGACACAGAGGAACUUAAACCAAAGCUUCCAAAAAUUAAUGGCUCAUCACCCAGUACCAUGAAGAAAAAGAAGGAAUAUUUACAUGUAGACAGAUUAGGUAACAUCAGUAGCCAAGAAAAAAAAAAGGCUCCUGUGGAGCAACAGUAUGGUGGUGCUAAUUCCAGUAGCCAACAUACAUCCUCUCAAGUCAGUGGGCCAGUAGAUCCAUUAGAACAGAUCCUAGCCAUUCAAAAGGAAUUAGAAACUCUUCAGCAACAAGUUUCGGACUUCAGUGGAACAGCAAAGGAUAAACAUUAUCGAUAUCUAGAUGAAAUGCUUACUAGGUGUAUGUUAAAGUUAGAUAAUAUUGAAACUGGUGGGGAGGAAAACAUCCGAAAAGCAAGAAAAGCCGUUGUAAAUAAAAUACAAGCUGCUAUUUCUCAGCUUGAUGCAAAAGUUACGUCACCUAAGAAUGAAAACGGACAUAAAGAACUAGUAGAAACAAAUGUUGGAAAACCAAGUAAUUCUACAGAAGAGAAAUCCAACGUUGAGGAAGAAAUGGAAGUCGCAGAUGACUCAAGUUCUGGCAGCAAACAGGUAAAGAUGGAUCAGGAGAACAAAGAAAUUUGUACUGCUGCUGAUGAUGAUGUCCAAGUGGAAGUAGAUGGAAAGAUGGAACAAAGAACCACAGGAACUGAGUUAACAGCUGAAGAUGUGAAUGAAGAACCUUCAAUGAAUGUUGAUGUAUCACUGGGACAAAGUGAAGGAACAGAACAGACAACUAAAGGAACUGAGUUAACAGCUGAUGAGAUGAAUGAAGAACCUUCAAUGAAUGUUGAUGUAUCACUGGGACAAAGUGAAGGAACAGAACAGACAACUAAAGGAACUGAGUUAACAGCUGACGAGGUGAAUGAAGAACCUUCAAUGAAUGUUGAUGUAUCACUGGGACAAAGUGAAGGAACAGAACAGAAAACUUCAGGACUUCAAGUGAUGCGUAUGACAGAAAACUCGCAAGUGACGGCGGAUAAGGAGGAAGAUGCAGCAAAAUGCACUACCAAUCAGAUUGAAGAAGGAACAUUAUUAACGGAGCAGUCACGUGGUGAAGAAAAUGUACAAGAAGGGGAAUCGCAUGAAAUAACAGCUGAAGAUAGAAGCACUGCUAACAGAUUUGCGGAUGGAGACGCUUCCUGUAUCCAGUCAGACAAUACAGAGAUACAAAUGGGAGAUGAUGAUGAAGAGCAAAGAAAGUCUGAAGAUGUAGGAGUAUCGUCUGAGACUAGAGACUGUACAGUGUAAUGUUUUAAUACUUUCAAAUUAGUCUAAUUCUCUCAUUAUCAAAUAGUUGUACUCUGAGACAAGAUGGUAAUCGUCAGGUAUAAAUAAUAUUAGCCAAAGAUGUUUGAUAAAGGAAUAAUGGAACCCUGUUACUAUUAUUAAUCAUUCUUUUAGUGUUAGACAGAACACUUUUAUUAGAUGUACAUAUGGUUACACAUUCAGUUAAACAGUACGUACUCAGUUAAACCGUUUUUAAACACCUGCAGUCCAGAUUGGGUAGAGUAUAAACAAGAGAAGCAAAAAAAAACUGAAGAUUGCUGAUUUGAAUAUAAACGGUUGAAACAUUAUCCACUUACAAACCUUGUGGAAAUUCUGUUACAUCCUUGUAGAAGUAAAUUCUCUGCUAGAGAAAACUGGUCUUGUUGUAACGAUGGUGAAACAGUUUUAUAUUUUUUGCACUGAAAUGUAAACAUCUGAGGAGUUGUUCCGAAAUGGCGCACAACAGUAUAUUACUGUGUUAUUGUAUUUUUUUUUCCUAGAAUAAAGUAAGAUCACCCAAAAUGAGAUGUAUACAUACAUCUACAUUUGUAUAUAUUAACAUUGACAAAAAAUAAUUGUGUGUAAAUCCUUUACUUCAUACUUUCAAAGCUGUUUUGAAUUAUUCAGUUUUAAUUUAUUGCUCCAUUUUUGAACUUCUCGAAAAAGUGAGAGUUGAGAGCUUUUCGGAAGUUUCCAGCAGUUCUUCAUAAUACCACACAUCAUAUAAAACUACAUGCCGGUGUCUCCUGAUAAGUCUCUCUCUCUCUAUAGAGAUGUGUCUCCUGAUAAGUCUCUCUAUAGAGAUGUGUCUCCUGAUAAGUCUCUCUCUCUAUAGAGAUGUGUCUCCUGAUAAGUCUCUCUCUCUAUAGAGAUGUGUCUCCUGAUAAGUCUCUCUCUCUAUAGA